GUGUGUGUGGACCUGCAGAGCUGUCCUCUCAGUUAAAGCCAUACGUCUGCUGCUUCUGUGGAUUUCUUUGUGCUUUUUUUAAAAAAAAAAACACCUCUUCUCAGGAACUGUUCAGUUUUUCAGUCACCUUAAAGGGAAACCUGCUGUAGAUCAGAAGGGAGAUCUGGUUUCACGCCCGGCUGACACAGAGCUUGCUGUUCACUCAUGUUCUUCACAGCAGGAGGUGUGCUCUAAGAGGAGAAGGAGGGGAGGCAGAGGGAGCAUCUGUUCUGAGCACAGAAAAAGACAGAUUUCUGCUGAGACCCUGUGGUGUCRGUCCACACAUGGAGGCUGACCGGAGGGGUUUCUCUGGUUCCCUCUGAGGUCCCGGAUUCUCUCCAGAGUCGCCACAUCGAAGGAGUGCUCUAACCUCAUAGCAGCUCACUCUCUGGCCUUCCAUUUAAAGUGUCUCGGCCUAAGAAAAAAUUAAAUUAAAAUAAAUAAAAAAAACUCCAUGAGUUUCCACAAAAACCUGAAAGGUGAAUAGAGCGAGCUGGCAGGUGGAGGCAUGUGGACCACGAGCAUGGCUUGGCUCUGUCUCCUUCUUGUUGCUCACCUUCAUACAGCCGUCACAGAAAAUGAUGUCACUCCACGUCUCACCUUCUCCUACAAUGCAAAGGAAAGAACGACCAGAAGCUUCUCAGCCAGCGGGGUCUUCAACUUUACCUCCCUCCUUCUCAGCAGUGAAGACAACAUGCUGUAUGUGGGCGCCCGGGAGGUUCUCGUUGCUCUCAACCUCUCUGAUAUCAGCGCCGCCAAACUACAGAGAAAUCUAACUUGGAAAACUCCAGAGACGAAGAGAGAGGAGUGCAGUUUCAAAGGCAAAGAUCUUCAGAAGGAUUGUUUCAACUACAUCAAGAUCUUACUGCGUAUGAACAGCACUCAUCUGUACGUGUGUGGAACGUAUGCCUUCAGCCCCAUCUGUGCCUACAUUAAAACCUCUGACUUCUCCUUUGCCAAAAGCAACGCUGGUGAGAUUUGGACAGAGGAUGGACGCAGCCGCUGCCCGUUCAACCCUGAGUACAAGUCGACGGCCAUCAUGGCUGGUGGAGAGCUUUAUGCCGGCACCGUCAGUAAUUUCCAAGGGAAUGAACCCAUCAUUUACAAGAGUCUGAGCCAAGGCACUGCUCUGAAAACGGAAAACUCUCUCAACUGGCUUCAAGACCCGGCCUUUGUUGGCUCUGCUUACAUACAGGAGAGCCUGCCCAAGGGCAACCUCGUGGGCGACGACGAUAAGAUUUACUUCUUCUUCAGCGAAGCGGGGAAGGAGUUUGAUUUCUUUGACAACACCGUCGUGUCACGCAUCGCUCGUGUGUGUAAGGGUGACGUCGGCGGUGAGAGGGUGCUGCAGAAGAAGUGGACCACUUUCCUGAAGGCGCAGCUCUUGUGCUCGCUGCCCGAUGACGGCUUUCCCUUCAACAUAAUCCAAGACAUGUUUGUGCUCACGCCAAGCCCGGAGGACUGGAAGAACACGGUGUUUUAUGGAGUCUUUACGUCUCAGUGUGUAUCACAAACGCUGCCAGGGAGCAGGGCAUGUCCUCCUCGCUGCACAUGCCAGACAAGGUCCUGAAUUUCGUCAAAGACCACUUCCUGAUGGACAGCGUGAUUCGCAGCCAGCCUCUCCUUCUGAAACGAAACGUGCGCUACACGCAGAUCGCCGUUCAUCGUGUCCAGACGAAUAAAAAGGUGCAUAAUGUGCUUUUCAUCGGCACAGAUGAUGGGAGACUCCACAAAGCCAUAAAUGUCAAAAACAAGAUGCACAUAAUUGAGGAGAUGGUUCUUUUCCGUGAUUCCCAGCAGGUGCAACACAUUGAGCUGGACACCGAGAAGGGUCGGCUUUACGUCUCCUCACUCUCUGAACUGGUGGAGGUCCCGGUCUCUAACUGCACCAACUAUCAGAGCUGCGGGGAGUGCAUCCUGUCCAGGGAUCCAUACUGUGCCUGGAACGGAAGGCAGUGUGUGGAUAUCAGAAGUGCUCCUGCUAACAAGGCUUUGCAGCAGGAUGUAGAUGAAGCUGACACUUCUGCCAUUUGUAACAAAACUCUGCCAAGCCCUCGGAUGCCCAAACCUUCACAGACAUGGGCGUCAUCGUGCCAGGUGGUCAUUAUCCCAGCCAACACUUUCAAAGUCCUGCCCUGCAAGCUGCGCUCCAAUCUGGCUGAAAGAAGGUGGCGGUUCAGUGAGAGCGCUGGUCACUUUCAUUACCCCAGCCCAGAGGGGGGCCUGGUGGUGGUCGCUCAGACCGGCAGGCAGGUCACCUACGAGUGCUGGUCGGUGGAGGAAGGUUUCAGGCAGCUUCUGGCAAACUACUGCGUGAGAGCUGAGGCCAAGCAGGAGAGCACCACCCUGAACGGCAAGGUCCAGCUGCCCCAGGAGGAGGUCAUCAUCCUGCCGGGGGACAGCCUCUCACCGCAGAUCAACACCAAGACCUACUGGAAUGAGCUGAUCGUGGUCUGCACCCUCCUGGGGUUUUCCAUCGUGGUCUUCUCGCUCUUUGUGGUCUACAGGAACCGCGACCACAUGAAGUCGAUGCUCAAGGAAGGAGAGUGCCCAAACAUGCAGCAGAAAAAGCCCCGGAUGGUGGGCGGCAAACCUGCUGAGAACCUGCCGCUCAACGGCAGCACGGUCACGACCUCAGCGUCGGAUCACAAGGGAUACCACACCCUUAAUGACAAUCACAUCUGUGGCACGCCGCCGCACGAGUGCUCCUCGCCGGACAACAGCAAGAGCUUCUCAGAAUCAGAGAAAAGGCCUCUGAACUUAAAGGAGAGCCACGUAGAGAUUUCUCCCACGUGUCCCCGGCCAAGAGUCAGACUAGGYUCUGAGAUUAAAGACUCCAUAGUCUAAGGCUGGUUUCAUGUUACACACUAACUCAURAAAAACAAAACAAGAGUGCACUUGUUGGAAAAGACAAAACAUGAUUAAGAGUCAAAAGCAGCACUCUCAUUGAGAAACAUUUCAUUACAGAGAUUUUGCACUUUGUCUUCUUUCGUUCUGUCCCUGUGGAUCGAUGUGCAUUUGGUUUUCCUCUCCUCUGACACGUCCCUUUUCAAGCGCAUUUAAAGCACACUGAAGAACCUCCGGUUUGCCUUCAAGCUUCGGAUGCUUUCACACACAGCUCACGGGAAUGUAACGAGCACAGCUGUGGCAUCACGAACAGGACUUUGUGGUUGGAUUUCAGGGCAUUUCCACUCUUUCCAUCCAUAUAUUCAUCUGGUGAUGCCUUGAAAGGUAGAGUAUUACUGAUCUGAUGUUUUACCUUCAUUCUGCCAUCUGGUGAGAGUCCACUCUUCACUGAGGCUAUGCACUAUGUACUGUACUUUUAACCACUUACAUCAGAAUAAAGCAACAGUUAUGAUCUUAUGAAGUGAAGGUUAUGAGCCAUUAAUAUCUUACCUGUUGCAGAUAGCYCUUUAGGCACCUUUAUUUUGGAGAAAAAGACUGUGUUCAAACUGUCUACUCUGUUGCUGCAGAGUCAUGGCAAUUUUUUUUUACCUUUAAUCUUUAAUCUGAUAAAAGUGUCAUAAAUACUUGGCAUUGAUGGAAAAGGACCACAAUGUUGACACAGGCUAAUUCCUGCUAAUGCUAUCAUCUGCAGCUCAUUAUUGUGAAUUUAAAACUCAUUCAGUUGUCUUAAUCAUCCAUACAUCUCUAGUAUAAAGAGGAUGUGUCUCUCCUCCUCCUCUGUCUGAGCUACAGAGAAAUGCUAAAAAAACGUUGAACAUUAUUUAAAACUUUUGUAUCUAAAUAUAUAAAUUUAAAGAUGUGUUUUUGGAUAAGCAGUUCAUGUAGAUUUACCAUUUGAACACGUGCUACAACUCUAAAAACAUCUGUUCUGUACAGAAACACACACACACACACACACACACACACACACAUAUAUAUAUGUAUGCGUGUGUGUGUGUUUACAAUUUUAGUUAGUAAAUUUAAAGUUCGUAGCAACUGCAGUCAUUAAUUGUGUUAAUAAUUACAUUCAAGAAAAAGUACAACAAAUAUAUCAUUCUUAUAGAGACACUGAUUGUAUAUUGGCCAAAACCAGCAAAAUGUUUCGAUUUCAGUGACUUGACUUUCAACAUUUCCACAGUUGUUUAUGUCAAUUCUAUUCAUAAACCUUUCCAUCUCUGCCAAAUGUUUCAUUUAGUGGCUAUUUACAUAGAAUUCUGUGCUUAUUUGUGCGAGCAAAUAGCAGCAGCUGUGGUACUUCUGGUUUAGCCUGGGGUGAUUCCUGAAGGAGCAUCAUAUCAUUUUAUUUUUUUUGUCAAAAUAAUUAUGUAAUGUAAAGAUAACAGCUGUAAGAUGUCAGCAGUUAGUCUUGGCACAGCCCAGACUAGCCUUUAGCUCAUCAAUAUGGUCAGAUUUAAACUAUCUCUCCAGCUCCUCUACUGAGGUUGUUCAAUGAGCUAUCUACAGCAGGUAAUAUAUUCUUUGUUUGUGACCUUAAAACCCACUUCGAAAGAUCUGAAAUAUCUCUUUAACACAAGUAAGAUACAUCUAGGAAAGGUGUUUUCUACAUAGCAUACGUGCUUUCUUACACAAAUAAAACACAAAUAACAAAAGGAUUUCUUAGGAAAUUCAAAACGUUGAUUAAAUCUAGUAAUAUAGAAAAUAUUAGGAUAAAAUCAUAUCAGCGAAAAUGUUUCAGAAACUCCCACAAGCUCAGUUAAAAUACAAAAGAAUAUAUAUAAAUAUAUAUAUAAACAGACACAGAUAUACCUUAUAAGUAUUUGAAUUUGUACUGUAUGUAAAUAUUGUUUUUGAAAUUUUAAAUAUGUUUUCUUGGUUUUGUGUCACUGAAUGUGACGGAGGGUUAAAGCUCAUUCCGGUUAGUAUCACACUGUUUGUCAUGAGACAGGCGGUCUAUGCAAAGCAAAUAAUGUGAAGUGAGGUGAACGUGAGGUUAAAAAAAAAGACUAGCCUCACCUUGAUACUGGGUAAGCACAAGGUGUUGAAUUACUUUAAAAUCAGUGGAACUGCAAAAAAAAUUAAUUUUUAAACACCCACUCAUUCAGUAAAAAUACUGCAAGUAUGCAAGAGAAUUUAGCCAUUUUUGAAGUGUUUUAAUACGGCAGUAUGAUAUGAAAUUAAACAAGGGUCCAGGUUAAUAAUUUAAAUUGUUGCAUUUGAUUUAUUCAAACAUGACAAAUACUUAUUAUUAUGAGGCCAAAAUAGUUUUUCAAAGUCAUAUUAAAUAUAUUUCACUGCUCUCAAAGGGAAGCUAUUAUAGAGUGAAAUAGCACAUUAUCUUUUUUAAAAGUGACAUCUUCACCUUUGAUACACGUUAAUUCACGAUGAGUAAAAAAUAAAUAAAUAAACAAAACAACCACUGCUUGCUUGAAUGGUUUGUCAAAGCAAUAACUUUCAUCCUCGUCCAGAAGUAAACAUCAAUAAAUGCUCAAAGAGUAAACAACAUAAAUACUAAAGUUCAGAUAAUUCAUAUUUCAUUUUGGCUUUUGUGUUGUGAUGCUAAACCUCCUGCUGCCCCUGGGUAAUAAGGUCUCAGUUUUCAAAAUAAAUAAAUAAAUAAAUAAAUAAAUAAAUAAAUAAAUAAAUAAAUAAAUAAAUAAAUAAAUAAAUAAAUAAAUAAAUAAAUAAGUAGGUUAUUUUGGCUCAAGGGCAGCAGCAGGGUUCAGGUCUGUGCAAACAGGGAAGGCGGAUUUGCACUUGAUGUUUAAAGCCUUAGAUCAGUGCAGGUUGUGGGUCUGACCACAGUUUUGCCUGAGUGAAGUUUUCUGAAACAAUAAUCAGGAGAUGAUAGCUUUAGAGGUAAAGGUGUAAAAAAAGAUACUUCACAGAAACACCUGGAAUCAGGAAGUAUGCGUGAUAAAGUGUCAUAAAACAUUUUCUUCAAAUCUCUUUGGCUACAAUUUCAAUCAGGGAUGAAACCUUAUAAUGUUGCAUUUCCUGUAAUCGAGGUCAAACGUGAAUUUUAAAGACGGCGUAUCUGCAGCGGUGGGCGCGGUUCCGCUUAUCAGCUAACAGCUAAUGGUGGAACUAAUUUUCCAUUUAGCAGAUUAGCUACUUCGCUAACUUUUAAAAUAGUUCAUUAGGUUUUGUCAACUUUAAGCCUGCUGGUAGCUAACGAACAAACAUCAACAGGUUUGUCAGUCCCACCAGUCUUCAGCUCGAAGGACAGACGGGUGACCGCCUUAGCGGUUAGCUGUUAUUAUUAGCUUCCACUAUUUUUUUAAAAACAUGUUUAGCCUUAGUGAAGUUAUAUUUUUAUUUUUAUUUAGCUGAUUAUGAGUUAGUGAAGCUAACUUUUUGGUUGGCAGUGCCCACCUCUGUAAUCACUGGUGUCGGAUGAAUGACUUGUGCUUCGACUGUUAUUAAUAAAAUAAAACAAACGCCACUUUURAGACUGCCAUCAGAACUAAAUAAUAAAAAGGUUGGAACAAAAUGCAACAUGCAGCUGAAACUAUGAAAGUAUUGUCCUAUUUUCCCCCCUGAACCUCUGCCUUUUGUUCUCGUAACGGCACAGACUUUUGUCAACAUGCAUUGUACAGCUACAGUAAACAAGUUUUUUUUUGUAAAUUCAAUUUGUAAAUAAAAAGUACGCUGCCAAUGUACAA
Messenger RNA from Austrofundulus limnaeus, 6608 nucleotides. RefSeq names its product sema domain, immunoglobulin domain (Ig), transmembrane domain (TM) and short cytoplasmic domain, (semaphorin) 4Ba (gene sema4ba). NCBI's taxonomy places the organism in Eukaryota, Metazoa, Chordata, Actinopteri, Cyprinodontiformes, Rivulidae. Gene Ontology annotation, biological process: axon guidance; positive regulation of cell migration; semaphorin-plexin signaling pathway. Gene Ontology annotation, molecular function: chemorepellent activity; semaphorin receptor binding. Gene Ontology annotation, cellular component: plasma membrane. The record is from RefSeq and is a predicted model, not a curated record.